GUUUCUCAUUAUGUGUUCUUUUCGUCUGUUACCUUGGGAUUACCUCCAAUAUUGUGAUCAACUCCCCAAUGUGGAUCUCCAGUCUCCGCUAUCCUACAAUACCCUUCCAUAUCAUGUGUUUGCAGACAGAAAAAAUAAAUCAUCAAGGAAUUCAGACAACUGAGUACUUGUAACUUGGACCAGUUUGAGUUUUGAUUUAUCAGAUCAACUGGCAACAGAAAAUGAAAAGUAGUGUGGCACAGAUCAGACACUCUUCUGGUCAUGACAGAAGAGAAAACUAUAAUUCUUACCAGAGGACCUCCUCUCCUGAAGACAGAUAUGCAGAACGAGAAAGGUCCCCUCAGGAUAGAGACUACUUUGAUUACAGCAGGUCUGACUAUGAACAUUCGAGAAGAGGACAUUCUUAUGAUGGGAGUAUGGAAUCACGAAGCAGGGACCGAGAAAAACGCAGAGAAAGAGAGAGAGAGAUGGAUAGGAAAAGAUCCCGGGAAUCCGCAUCUCCAGGGAGAAGAAGCCCAGAAUCGUCAGUAAACCAGAGCUCAGCUCAAGAUGAGUCUGUCACAAAGAAGAAGAAAGAUGAGCUGGAUCCUCUCCUCACUCGCACGGGUGGAGCAUACAUUCCUCCUGCAAAGCUCAGGAUGAUGCAGGAGCAGAUUACAGAUAAAAACAGCUUAGCAUACCAGAGGAUGAGCUGGGAGGCCCUAAAGAAGUCAAUCAAUGGUCUUAUCAACAAAGUCAACAUUUCCAAUAUAAGUAUUAUUAUCCAAGAGCUUCUUCAAGAAAAUAUAGUCAGAGGAAGAGGACUGCUGUCCAGAUCUGUUUUACAAGCACAGAGUGCGUCUCCAAUCUUCACGCAUGUUUAUGCAGCAUUGGUGGCAAUUAUCAACUCAAAAUUUCCACAAAUUGGAGAAUUAAUCCUCAAGAGGUUAAUUCUUAAUUUUCGAAAAGGCUAUCGAAGAAAUGAUAAGCAACUUUGUCUGACUGCUUCAAAAUUUGUGGCACAUCUUAUUAACCAAAAUGUGGCACAUGAAGUUUUAUGCUUAGAGAUGCUCACUUUGCUCCUGGAAAGACCAACAGAUGACAGUGUUGAAGUGGCUAUUGGUUUUCUCAAGGAAUGUGGCCUCAAACUAACACAGGUGUCGCCAAGAGGCAUCAAUGCUAUCUUUGAACGCCUCCGAAACAUUCUGCAUGAAUCUGAAAUUGACAAAAGAGUUCAGUAUAUGAUUGAAGUGAUGUUUGCUGUGCGGAAGGAUGGAUUCAAGGACCACCCGGUCAUCCUAGAAGGACUCGACUUAGUUGAAGAAGACGAUCAGUUCACCCAUAUGCUCCCUUUGGAGGAUGACUAUAAUCCAGAAGAUGUCCUUAAUGUUUUCAAGAUGGAUCCUAAUUUUAUGGAGAAUGAAGAAAAGUACAAAGCUAUUAAGAAGGAAAUACUUGAUGAAGGAGAUAGUGAUUCAAACACAGACCAAGAUGCAGGAAGUAGUGAAGAGGAAGAGGAAGAAGAGGAAGAAGAAGGAGAAGAAGAUGAAGGACAAAAAGUAACAAUUCAUGACAAAACAGAAAUUAACCUAGUCUCAUUUCGUCGUACCAUAUACCUCGCUAUUCAGUCAAGUUUAGACUUUGAAGAAUGUGCUCACAAAUUGCUGAAAAUGGAAUUUCCCGAAAGUCAAACAAAAGAACUCUGCAAUAUGAUACUUGAUUGCUGUGCACAACAAAGGACAUAUGAGAAAUUUUUUGGCUUAUUGGCUGGGCGAUUUUGCAUGCUGAAGAAAGAAUACAUGGAAUCUUUUGAAAGUAUAUUCAAAGAACAGUAUGAUACCAUCCAUCGCCUAGAAACAAACAAGUUGAGGAACGUUGCCAAGAUGUUUGCUCACCUCCUAUACACUGAUUCGCUUCCAUGGAGUGUUCUUGAAUGUAUAAAACUGAGUGAAGAAACUACCACAUCUUCUAGUAGAAUUUUUGUCAAAAUAUUCUUCCAGGAACUGUGUGAAUACAUGGGUCUUCCAAAACUGAAUGCAAGAUUAAAGGAUGAAACCCUACAGCCAUUCUUUGAAGGAUUAUUACCCCGAGAUAAUCCCAGAAACACUCGGUUUGCUAUCAACUUCUUUACCUCUAUAGGUCUUGGAGGUUUAACGGAUGAAUUGCGUGAGCAUCUCAAAAAUACUCCAAAAAUUAUCGUGGCACAGAAACCAGAUGUGGAGCAAAGUAAAUCUUCCCUGCGCUCUUCGUCUUCCACGUCCUCUUCGGAGUCUGAGUCCUCCGACUCUGACUCUGACAGCAGUGAGAGCAGCUCAGAUUCGUCCAGUGAAGACAGCGACUCCUCGUCCAGCAGCAGCCAUAGCUCUGCCUCAGCUAAAGGUAAGAGAAAGAAGGGACAAGGGAAGACCCGAAGUAAAGAUGGCAAUAAAUCAGUCAGGGACCAGCAAGCAAACGACAGGAGACAGGAAAAAAGAAGAGCAGAGGAAAGACACCAGGAAACAAGGUCUGAGAGAGAAAGGAGAUCAGAAAAACACAGAAGUCAAAGUUCAAGAGACCAGAAUUGGAGAGAUCCCAUAGUGAAACACACGUCAGACAGGAGCGCCCUUUCCGAAGGGAACGGUUACAGCAGGGUUGGGAGUGCCCGAGACCAGGACAUGCAUAUGGACUGGGAAGGUAAGCAUGGUGAUCCAGAAAAGAAGAGAGGAGACAGAAGACAUUUUCUUUCAGAAAAUGAGAAUUACAGAGUCCGAAAUCAGGACAGUGACAAUUCUAGAAGAUCAGAUCGAUCAAAGUCAAGAGAGAAGAAUAGAAAACAUGCAAGCUCUAAAAGUGAGGAAGAUAGGUAUCAGAAUGGAGCGGAGAGACAAUGGGAAAAACCCGGCAGAUACUCUGAACAUUCCAGAGAGUCAAAGAAAAAUCAGGACCGGAGAAGAGAAAAGUAAUUCUACAAAAUAAUGUAAACUGAACAUGCUUUAUAUUCAAUUCAAAGUAUUUUUUACAUUGAUGAACUUUAUAGAGCUCUUGUAUAAAGUACUGCUUUGUAUUUGUAAAUUUUAAAAAUGUUUUCAUUUUAACAUGUUUUAUAACUGGUACAUUCAAGGGGCUCCUUAUAAAAUUAUUAGGAGAGAAAAGUCUCAACAGGAAAGGAAUGUAAGUCUUGCUUAUAUUUUGUGAAUAAAACAGUCAAAUGUUCAUUGAA
Molecule: messenger RNA, 3178 nt
Organism: Chinchilla lanigera (long-tailed chinchilla)
Lineage: Eukaryota; Metazoa; Chordata; Mammalia; Rodentia; Chinchillidae
Gene: Cwc22
Product: CWC22 spliceosome-associated protein
Exons: 20
Coding region: 222-2921 (899 amino acids)
Biological process (GO): mRNA splicing, via spliceosome
Cellular component (GO): catalytic step 2 spliceosome
Molecular function (GO): protein binding; RNA binding
Source: RefSeq, a predicted model, not a curated record